Molecule: messenger RNA, 558 nt
Organism: Pseudocercospora fijiensis CIRAD86
Lineage: Eukaryota; Fungi; Ascomycota; Dothideomycetes; Mycosphaerellales; Mycosphaerellaceae
Exons: 2
Cellular component (GO): cytoplasm
Molecular function (GO): phosphatase activity
Source: RefSeq, a predicted model, not a curated record
AUGGCGCCAACAUCACGCAUUUUUCUCACCCGCCAUGCUCAGGCCGAGAGCAACGUCGACCUCGACUACAGCAUCCCCGAUGCCCCUUUGACGGCCUUAGGCAAGAAGCAGGCCGCUUCUCUCGCCCUUCAGAUCCCCAAGCUUCAAGAAGAAAUCGACCUUGUGCUUUCCUCGCCUCUCAAACGUACAUUGCAAACCACAAAAUUAGCCUGGGCCCCGGCGAUCCAGCGUCUAGGUGGGCUAUCCAAAGUCCUCUGCCUGCCCCAAGCGCAAGAAUGCAACGGAUGGCCCUGCGACACUGGCUCUUCCAAAGACACUUUACUAGCAGAUCCAGAAUUCGCAGAAUUCGACCUCUCCCUCCUGACGCCGGACUGGACCUCCAAGCAAGGCUUCUAUGCGAUCGACAUCGUGAGUCUUCAUAAACGUGCACAAUGGGUCCGGCAGUUCUUGAGAGAUCGACCAGAGAAGAAUAUCGUUCUGGUCGCGCACGGUGAUUUUCUGAGAACCAUCACGAGAGAAGCAGACCGUUUCUCGACUUAUCCUUGGAAGAAUGCCGAG